This is a messenger RNA of Marmota flaviventris (yellow-bellied marmot), 732 nucleotides long. It is a transcript of the gene Ct47c1, whose product is annotated as cancer/testis antigen family 47 member C1. The record is from RefSeq and is a predicted model, not a curated record. Lineage: Eukaryota; Metazoa; Chordata; Mammalia; Rodentia; Sciuridae.
AUGUCUGCCACAGGGGAUCGAGACCCAACCCAAGAGGGCCCAGUGGGAGAGUGGAUGGGGGCUGCUGGAGUGGGUGAAGGGAUACACCUCGACUUGGGCCCAGAUGGGGGCAACAUGGCACCUGAGACCAUGGAAGCCCAGGUGGCGGGUUCUGGGGGGAUGGAGAUCCUGGAGCCUGAGGGAGGCCUAGAGGAGGAAGAGGGAGCUCAGGGCCUAGUCCCGGCCAGAGCCCGGGAGGGCGGCGACGCCGAGGAAGACUCGGACAUUGGGCCGGCAGAGGAGGAGGGAGGGGACCUGGAAGAGAGCCAGGACAUCCUCGUGGACGCCCGUCAGUUCCCCAUGGUUGGCUUCCGCUUCAUGUUCCUGGAUCUGGUCCACUCCCUUCUGCACCGCAUCUACUACAACAACCACAUCCUGAUCCGCCCCUACCGUGGCCCUGUGGUGGUGCGAUCCCUCUCGCCAAUGGCGGAUGGCUCAAGCGAGCUCCCAGUGCUGCACAUACCCCAGAGGCUGAGAAUGACGGCCCAAUCUCGGGAGGUCCAAGGCGAGGGCCUUCGCUUGGGUCUAGGCCUGCCUGAGGUGGCCACCUCAGUCCUAGAGUUCCAGGAACCAACAGACAACGCAGAGGCAGCCCAUGUUUCCGUGGAGCAGACAGAGGAAAUGGCAGAGGAGGAGCAGGCAGACGAGAUGAUAGAUCAGGUCACAGAAAUAAGGGGUGAGGAAUGGGUGUAG